AUGGGAUACAGAACCUCGAAACAUGCAUCCACUGGAGAAAGUCCACACGAGUUACUGUUUGGAAGAAAAGCACGACUUCCAAUUGAUGUAGAGCUUGAUAAAGCAUUACCAGAGGAGCAAUCUACAACACAAUUUGGCAAAGAUCUGAAAGCUAAACUACAAAUAGCACAAGAAAUAGUAAAUGAAGAAACAACAAGAGCACAGCACAGGCAAGCAAAAGUCUUUAACCAAAGGAAUAAAGAGACAACAAAGUUCAGAGAAGGAGACUAUGUGUGGCUGUACAGUCCGGCGGUUAAGAGAGGUCUAUCACCAAAGUUGUCAAAACCCUAUUCUGGUCCGUUCAAGAUCCUGAAGCUCCACAGUGACAACAAUGUCUCUAUUGUUCACACACAAGGAGGUCGACAGCAACGAGUCCAUCUGAACAGAUUAAGACACCACUACCGACGACCCAUGGACUUGCAGGAUCCAGAGAUGAUGUCAACUCAACAACAGAACAAGCAGACAACUAAACGACGUUUUCCAUUGCCUGAUCGUAAUGACCAUGAGCGUGCGAUGGGAGAACUGGGAAUCCGUCACGAGAUUGUUGAGCUGUCCGACGCAAGUACACCAGAGGUUGACAAUGAAGUCGAGCAGCCGGAGCCAGAGCUUCAGAUGGCACAUCCGGUUCGUCCUUUUCGAAAUCGGCGACCACCUGGCUGGAUGAACUAA
Messenger RNA from Corticium candelabrum, 708 nucleotides. RefSeq lists its product as uncharacterized. NCBI's taxonomy places the organism in Eukaryota, Metazoa, Porifera, Homoscleromorpha, Homosclerophorida, Plakinidae. The transcript has a single exon. The record is from RefSeq and is a predicted model, not a curated record. Gene Ontology annotation, molecular function: nucleic acid binding. Bases 1 to 708 code for a protein of 235 amino acids.